This is a messenger RNA of Aspergillus novofumigatus IBT 16806, 1243 nucleotides long. Its product is annotated as putative RNA binding protein Pym. Gene Ontology annotation, biological process: exon-exon junction complex disassembly. NCBI's taxonomy places the organism in Eukaryota, Fungi, Ascomycota, Eurotiomycetes, Eurotiales, Aspergillaceae. The transcript has a single exon. Bases 125 to 790 code for a protein of 221 amino acids. The record is from RefSeq and is a predicted model, not a curated record. Gene Ontology annotation, molecular function: RNA binding. Gene Ontology annotation, cellular component: cytoplasm; exon-exon junction complex.
ACAAUCAAUAAUACCAACCCUUCAGUUGAUAGUCUUCCUUCUAGGCUGACACUCACUGCUAAGCAAAAUUAUCUCAAUCUUCGAUUUGCGAGCGAUUACUACAACUCUGCUAGAUCAAGCCUUAAUGGCGUCCACAAAUUCCGGCAUCACCACUGACGCCUCAACCGGCGAACGUUACAUCCCCUCUUCAGUCCGUCCGGACGGUUCCAAGCGUCGCGAGAUCAAAGUUCGGCCAGGUUACCGGCCACCAGAAGAUGUCGAACUGUACAAGAAUCGCGCCGCAGCGGCUUGGCGAAACCGUGGUUCUGGCGGGGUUCCAGGCGCCGAGGGAUUGACCGAGGCGAGCGAAAACAAAGCCAACACAGCAGCCAGCAACAAGAACGCGAAGCGGCGAGAGGCGAAGAAAAAGGCCAAGGCGGCGCAGGAGUCCGAGCCCGCUUUGACGUCGACUCCGGCCAAUGGACAGAGUGUGCGGGAUCUGGAGAACUGGCGUUCGGGUGCGUCUGCUGAGAAAAAAGACUCUACCGCUGAGGCGCAGCCCGAAGUCGAUCCUGAAGCGGAGAAGGAGAAGAAAGCACGGAACCUGAAGAAGAAGCUCAGACAGGCGCGUGAUCUGCGGGACAAGAAGAACCAGGGCGAGGCGCUGCUGCCCGAGCAGUUGGAGAAAGUGAUCAAGAUCCAGGAGUUGAUUCGUCAGCUUGAUGCACUGGGCUUUGAUGCUAAUGGCGACAAGAAGGACUCUACUGAAGAGAAAGAGAAGGAGAAGGAGAAGGAGAAGGAGGGUGCCUGAACGAAAUUGUGAGCAACAUGCUUCUGAAUCAACAGAACGGACUGCGCACUACUGUUCGAGUCUUUCAGCAGUACUCGACAUCUCAACUCUCGGAUCGCUGCACAGUCUUCUCUCAAUACGCUAUCAUACAUGGCUGCCGGACAUAUGUGUAUGGCCGUGACUACAGGUGUCUUAUCUCCGGCAGCAACGACAGCCUUGGCUCCCAGGCGCCGUACGUCCAUCACCCGUUGGAGGAGGGAUUAUGGGCAGACGACGACAACACGUCCUCGUCCGAAUCAGUCUCAAUUGAAUGAACUCGAACUACGCUGGGCUGGUAUGGUCAAAGAUGAAGAGUGAUUAUCUCAAAUUGACUCGUCCGCAGAUCACCCACACAUCCGUACCAAUGUGUUCAAAUGCCCGAUAGUCAUCAAAUUACAGACUAGGAAAGAUUUUAGUGCAUUCAAUGGUCAUUCC